Messenger RNA from Tinamus guttatus (white-throated tinamou), 2659 nucleotides. NCBI's taxonomy places the organism in Eukaryota, Metazoa, Chordata, Aves, Tinamiformes, Tinamidae. The record is from RefSeq and is a predicted model, not a curated record.
AGAUGACCGCCGGGUGCUGCUUUGGCAUAUGGAGGAAGCCAUCCACUCCAGAGUCAAGCCGGUCCAGCUGAAAGGGGAGCAUCACUCUAACAUCUUUUGCCUAGCUUUCAACAGUGGGAAUACAAAAGUGUUCUCUGGAGGCAAUGAUGAGCAAGUCAUACUCCAUGAUGUUGAAAGCACUGAGACUCUGGAUGUGUUUGCCCAUGAAGAUGCAGUCUAUGGUCUUUCAGUGAGCCCAGUAAACGAUAACAUCUUUGCCAGUUCAUCGGAUGAUGGCCGGGUUCUUAUCUGGGACAUCCGAGAGUCCUCCCAUGGAGAGCCCUUCUGCUUGGCACACUACCCAUCAGCCUUUCACAGUGUGAUGUUCAAUCCAGUGGAACCCAGGUUGCUGGCCACUGCCAACUCUAAGGAAGGUGUGGGACUCUGGGACAUUCGUAAACCUCAGAGUUCCCUGCUCCGCUACGGUGGGAAUCUGUCCCUUCAGAGCGCCAUGAGCGUGCGGUUCAACAGCAACGGGACACAGCUCCUGGCGCUGCGUCGUCGCCUCCCGCCGGUCCUCUAUGACAUCCACUGCCGACUGCCUGUCUUCCAGUUUGACAACCAAGGGUACUUCAACUCCUGCACCAUGAAGAGCUGCUGUUUUGCAGGUGAUCGUGAUCAGUACAUCCUUUCAGGCUCUGAUGACUUCAAUUUGUAUAUGUGGAGAAUUCCUCCAGAUCCAGAAGCAGGUGGCAUUGGCAGGGUUGUCAAUGGUGCUUUUAUGGUACUGAAGGGUCAUCGGUCAAUUGUAAACCAAGUCCGGUUUAAUCCUCAUACUUACAUGAUUUGCUCUUCUGGUGUUGAAAAGAUUAUAAAGAUCUGGAGUCCUUACAAGCAGCCUGACUGCACAGGAGAUCUGGACGGGAGGAUCGAGGAUGAUUCCCGCUGCCUCUACACGCACGAGGAGUACAUCAGCCUCGUGCUGAACAGCGGCAGCGGCCCGUCCCGAGCCAACCAGUCGGUGCAGGAGGACCCGCGCAUGAUGGCCUUCUUCGACUCCCUGGUGCGCCGCGAGAUCGAGGGCUGGAGCUCCGACUCGGACAGCGACCUCAGCGAGAGCACCAUCCUGCAGCUGCACGCGGGCGUGAGCGAGCGCUCCGCCUACAGCGAGUCCGAGUCCUCCGCCUCUCUGCAUCACUCCCCGCCACAGGCGCCUGAGGAAUCUGAUGAAACUGCCUAUAAUCUAAGGGCCUUAAGGUCGUCUGAAUCCCCCUCAGCCAGAGAAGAUGUAGCAUCCCGUCAGCAGAGGCUCUCUGCGCUUAGAAAGUACCAGGACAAACGUCUCCUGGCCCUUUCUAACGAAUCUGAUUCUGAUGAAAAUACCUGCGAGGCGGAGCUAGACACAGACCUCUUUCCACGGCCACGGUCCCCGAGUCCCGAGGAGAACGAAUCCAGCAGUUCCAGCAGCAGCAGCAGCACCGAGGAAGAGGAGGAACUGAACGAGCGACGCACAUCUAUGAGGCAACGCAAUGCGCUGAGGCGCCGGCAGAAAGCGCAGAAAGAAGAGAGGACUAGCACUAACGCAGAGCAGGUCACCCCCUACAUAGGUGAGGAUAUCUAUGACUAUCCCCAGAUCAAAGUAGAUGACCUUUCUUCUUCUCCAGCUUCUUCACCUGAAAGGAGUUCAGCCAACAAGGAAGUUCUCAAAGAAAGGACCUCUCCUUGUUCAGACAGUGAGUCAGUGGAAAGAAAAAUUUACAAAGCUUACAAAUGGCUUCAUUAUUCUUAUAUAUCAUAUUCAGCUGGUAAAGAUGGCGAAUCCUCCCGUGGAGAUGUGGAAAAUGAUGAAGGGAAACCAGGAACUAGUGGAAGACAUGGUACAACACGCUCAUUAAUUAAGGAAGAUGCUAGGAACUUGAGUUCAGUAACUCCUCAAGGUUCUCCAGGUCUUCCUGCUGCAAACCACAGCAAAGAAACUUUGAAAGAAAGUGGUUUGAUAGAAAAUUCUAGUAAUGGUCAAACUUAUGAAUGUGACAAUCAGCGGCGGAUGGAGGGUCAAGAAAAUGUAUCUGAAGACUCCAGCAAUGGAGCUAUAGAACUUCCUUUUGAGACUAAAAAGCUCAAUGGCAAAGCUAACUGCAAAGGGCUAAGUAGUUGUGCUGAAGAGCCCUGCAUUCAGGCUGCAGGGCUUCUAGAACAGAAACCUAGCCAGAACUGUCAGGCAGCAGCCAGCCAUCCCUCGCUGGCCCCUCCGUUCUGCUCCGUCGCUGUGUGUAGCAUGUCUGGACUCUGCUCCAGAAACCAGACGGCCGACGGCGAGGAGAGGAGCCCCGACCCUUCCUGCGUUAACCACAACAACGGCCACUUGCACCUUCGCCCUUCGUGCUUCAACAACGGACAGAGCUUUGGGGAGCAGGAGCCCGUGAUUCCGGGACGGCAGGUACAUUCGAGCGCCGAUAACGGCAGCCUCGUGCAGCUGGGUGUUUCCUUGCACAGAGACUGCUGCCCGCCUGACACGGACUGCAGGAGCCACGGCGCCAGCGCGAGGGAGGAGGCUCCCGGCCCGCGGCCCGCGGGCAGCGAGAGCGCCCAGGCGCUCGGGGGACUCAAAAGGCACCGAGCGGAGUUGGAGGAUGCAGAUCCAGAGAAUUCGUCCUUAGAAAAGAAGUUAAAAACAUGA